AAAUCCGCCCCUCCCCCACCCCCUCCCCAUUUAGGGGGGGAGGGGCGGGGUUUAGAGGCGCCCCCAAAAUUGGGGAGGGGGGGGGAAGGGGAGGGAGGGGCAAGGGCGUGGCCCCCGCCCCUCCCCCACCGCAGGCCCCGCCCCCUCCGAGCAUCGCCGGGACCGGAGCGGCCGCGGGUCCUGCACAGCCCCCCCAUGAAGGGCGAGCCCCCCCCCAGCAGCACCCUGAGCGUGGGCCAGGCCCGGAAAAUGGUGGAGCAGCUGAAGAUCGAGGCCAGCCUGUGCCGGGUGAAGGUGGCUCUGGGUGUUCCAGGUGUGUUUCCGGGGAUUCCAGGUGGUUUUGGGGGUUCCAGUUGUGAUUUUUGGGGGUCCCAGGUGUCCAAGGCGGCCGCGGAGCUGCUGAGCUACUGCGAGGCGCACGCGUGCGAGGACCCCCUGCUCACGCCCGUGCCCACCUCCGAGAAUCCCUUCCGCGAGAAGAAAUUCUUCUGCGCCCUCCUCUGAGCCCCCCCCGCGUUUUGGGGGACCCCCCCUCACAUUUCGGGACACCCCCGUAAAAUUUAACGCCGAUCUCACCCCAAAAAUGAGGCGGAAAUGAAGGGGGGGGGGGGUUCAUUUGGGGUCCCCCCCACAGCCGGGACCUCCCCCCUAAAUUGGGGACCCCCCCCCCCAAAAAGCCAUGGGUGGGGUCCCAGCUCAGAAUUUGGGGGGUUUUGAGGGUCCCCCCACCCCAAAAAGGCUUCAAGGAUGGACUCAGGGAAGGUUCUGGAGACCCCCCCCUAAAAUCACCCCCAAAUUCCCCCUCCCCUCAUCACUCCCCACCCCCCCCCUCAAAAUGGGGACCCCCAAACUUUAGGACACGCCCAAAAUUUCAUCUCUCACCUCCCCCAGCACCGACCCCCACCCCAAUUCCGGCUCUGAGGGACCCCCGGGGGGGUUAAAGGGGGGGGUUCCCCCCGUUUUGGGGUGCCCCCCCCCCAAAUAAACACUUGGCGGCACA
Vidua chalybeata is the source of this 1000-nucleotide messenger RNA. It is a transcript of the gene GNG3, whose product is annotated as G protein subunit gamma 3. Gene Ontology annotation, cellular component: heterotrimeric G-protein complex. NCBI's taxonomy places the organism in Eukaryota, Metazoa, Chordata, Aves, Passeriformes, Viduidae. The transcript is spliced from 4 exons. The coding region runs from base 196 to 504 and encodes 102 amino acids. Gene Ontology annotation, biological process: G protein-coupled receptor signaling pathway. The record is from RefSeq and is a predicted model, not a curated record. Gene Ontology annotation, molecular function: G-protein beta-subunit binding.